GCCAGAUGGAAUGCCCCAAAUUGGGGCCCACAAGAUUCUGCCUUGGGCUAGUGUAGUCCUGGGUUUCCUUUCAUAAAGGAGCCGUUUCCCCAACUUCCCACUGUGGUAAAUGACUGAUUUCCCAUAAGUCUGAGUCUGCAUUUGCAAUGGAAAAACUUGGGAGUUCUGUGUAUAAAGCCAAGGGGCCCAUGGCCAGGAGUCUGGGAAUUGGAUGGGAUUCUGCCCCAAACCUGCAUUCUUUUCCCCCAUGCUGAGCAGCGGGAGUGCGGGGCCGCUUGCACAGAUGAAGCUGAUGGGCCUCUCGCCGCCUCCCCACUUCCCCCAGCACCCCCAGGAUUACUUGCAAGCUUGUAAGGGGCCCGCUCUGGAGGGCAGGGUGUGAAGAGGAAGGAAACCAGGGGGCGGUAGAAGGACUGGAACUGGCUGUGGGUGGAGCUGCAGGGAAGGGAGGGGCCGGCCGCGGCACUGCUAACUCAGGGACUGGGGACUAGCACCGCCAGGGCAGCAGGCACGCCGGCCAUGGCUGCCACCACCUCAGGUGAGGAGCGGACACUGCUGGGUUGGUUGAGCCCAGCAGAUGUCUUGGGUCCUCAGCCGCUGCGCCUCAGCCCAGGAUGGAGGGUGGGGGCGGCUGGCUCCUAGGAGGUGGAGGGCGCUGAGUCAAUCACGUCUGGACAGGGACUUCCUCCCAGAGCAGAGAUUGGACCGGGAGGCAGAAAUGUGGCUGGGCCAGCAGUCAGGCAAGGGAAGGGUGCAUGCAUUGAGCAAGGAGCCAGGGGCCUGGAGUUGACUAGAGAGACCAGGAAUGGGCUAUUUGCCCACCCCUGAGGUGGAGUUGGUACGUGGAAGAGAAUCCUUCCCUGCAUGGCUGAGUCCCAGGCCUUGUUCUGGGCACUGGAAAGCCAGGGGCAGGGCACUCCCUGGCCUCAGGAGAUGUUCUGGGGGCUUUCUUAACAGUGGUCAGGUGGAUGUAUGGGCUUUACAGAAAUCGGGGACAGGAUGCCUUUGCAAUGUUAGAGGAGUCAGAACGGGCCUCUUGGGGUUAGAGACCUGGAGAUAAGUGGGGGCUGGUGAGUCAGGCAAAGAGACUCCAUGCAAAGGCCCUGAGGUGGAAUGUGCCUUACAGAAGAGCCUGAAAGGCGGUGUGGGAAGGACUGUCAGGAGUGAGUCACCCAGAGCCUGGGAGAAGAGCAAGCUGGUGUGAGGGAGCCUUUUGCUCCUGGGGCCCUUCAGUGGAAGAAGCGUGCACUGCGUUUUCCUGCCAGUGAGGAGGAAGCCAAGAGGGCGCUGAGCAGAGGAAUGUGACCUGACCCGGGAGACUGUAGGGAGAACGGGUUGGGAUGAGAUCAGGAACUGGGAGGCUGGGCCAGAUUCUGAAGAUGGUGGCAGUGAGACUUGCUGAUGCGCCAAGUCUUAGAGGUACUGGGGCGCCCCCCCCCAAGCCUGGUGCACGGCCCUGCCCAGCCAACUUCUCAGCUGCCAUUGAUAACGUUCUCAGUGGCUUCCAGGAAAACUUUCUGUGGCCCCUGCUGGUGGGUGAGUUCCUGGUGGCCGUGGCCAGCAACAGCCUUGCCCUCUACCGCUUUAGCACACGGGAACAGCGCCCGUGGCACCCCGCGGUGGUCUUUUCAGCCCAGCUGGCCAUCAGCGACCUGCUCUAUGCCCUGACACUGCUCCCGCUGGCUGCUUACUUCUACCCGCCCAAAAAUUGGCAAUACGGGGAGCUGGCCUGCCGCCUGGAGCGCUUCCUCUUCACCUGCAACCUGCUGGGCAGUGUCUUCUUCCUCGCCUGCAUCAGCCUGAACCGCUACCUGGGCAUCGUCCACCCCUUCUUCGUCCGCAGCAGCUUGCGGCCCAAGCACGCCUGGGCGGUCAGUGCCGCAGGCUGGGCCCUGGCAGCCCUGCUGGCCUCGCCGACGCUCGGCUUCUCCCACCUGAAGCGGCCGCUGGAGGCAGGCGGCUGCACAGGGGCCCAGCCCAUGGCCUGCACCAGGUGCAUGGGGACGGCAGGUGACCACCACCUGGAGGCCUAUGCAGCCUACAGCAUGGCGCUGGCGGUGCUGGGCUGUGGCCUGCCCCUGCUGCUCACCCUGGCAGCCUACAGUGCCCUCGGGCGGGCGGUGCUGCGCAGCCACGGCAUGACAGCGGCUGAGAAGCUGCGUGUGGUGGUGCUGGUGGCCAGCGGCCUGGCCCUCUAUGCCAGCUCCUACGUGCCCUACUAUGUCACACAGGUGCUCAACGUGCACGCACGGCAGCGCUGGAGGACCCGUUGCCCGACCUUUGCCAACGAGGCUGAGGCCCAGGCAGCACUGGACUGGAGGACCUACAUGAGCCACCAGGUCACGCGGGGCCUCAUGCCCUUGGCCAUCUGCCUCCACCCACUGCUCUACAUGGCCGUGGCACCCAGCCUGGGCUGCUGCCCCCAGAGCUGCCUCGGCUGCACGGGGAGCCGAACCCCGGAGGAGGAUGCUAGGAGAUCUGGCCAAGUCCUGCCCCUCAAGAUCACAGCCACUCCCCACACCUUGGGGCCCUAAUCCCCUGAGCUUGGCCCAUGAACUAUUUUGAGCUGCCACCUUCUCACCACAAGGCACUGAGACUAGCAGCAGAAUGGGAGCUGAGAGCCUGGGAGGCCCCCAGCCCUGAGCCGCCCCAAACCACCACUUCCUCCCCUACAGAAAGACCCGCUGGGGGCCAGAGUGGGAGAUUUCUGCCUACAGCACUGAUCUUAGGGAGGGUUGGCCCUGCUAGCCACAGAGCAGGUGACAGCCGUGAAUAAACGAGAUAGAAUG
Molecule: messenger RNA, 2789 nt
Organism: Lutra lutra (Eurasian river otter)
Lineage: Eukaryota; Metazoa; Chordata; Mammalia; Carnivora; Mustelidae
Product: suppressor of SWI4 1 homolog
Exons: 2
Coding region: 1341-2534 (397 amino acids)
Biological process (GO): calcium-mediated signaling; ribosomal large subunit assembly; rRNA processing
Cellular component (GO): plasma membrane; preribosome, large subunit precursor
Molecular function (GO): rRNA binding; neurotransmitter receptor activity; G protein-coupled ATP receptor activity
Source: RefSeq, a predicted model, not a curated record